Cynoglossus semilaevis (tongue sole) is the source of this 2666-nucleotide messenger RNA. It is a transcript of the gene sars1, whose product is annotated as seryl-tRNA synthetase 1. The transcript has 11 exons. Gene Ontology annotation, biological process: seryl-tRNA aminoacylation. Gene Ontology annotation, molecular function: ATP binding; serine-tRNA ligase activity. NCBI's taxonomy places the organism in Eukaryota, Metazoa, Chordata, Actinopteri, Pleuronectiformes, Cynoglossidae. The record is from RefSeq and is a predicted model, not a curated record. Bases 1 to 1545 code for a protein of 514 amino acids.
AUGGUGCUCGAUUUGGAUCUAUUCCGUACCGACAAGGGUGGCGACCCAGAACUCGUCCGCGAAACCCAAAGGAAGAGGUUUAAAGACGUGACACUGGUGGAUAAACUAAUCUCCGCGGACACUGAAUGGAGAAAAUGUCGGUUCACCGCUGACAACCUCAACAAACUAAAGAACCUCUGCAGCAAAAGCAUUGGGGAGAAAAUGAAGAAGAAGGAACCAGUCGGGGAUGACGACUCUGUCCCUGAAGAAGCACAGAACCUGGAAUCCCUGACAGCUGAAACACUCUCGCCCCUGACAGUAACCCAGAUCAAGAAGGUGCGUUUGUUGGUAGAUGAAGCCAUCGAGAAGUCGGACGGUGAGAGGCUAAAGCUGGAGGCAGAGCGAUUUGAGUACCUGAGAGAGAUUGGUAACCUUCUGCAUCCUUCUGUGCCCAUCAGCAAUGACGAGGACGAAGACAACAGGGUGGAGCGUACCUUCGGUGACUGCUCUGUCCAGAAGAAAUAUUCUCAUGUUGACCUGGUCGUCAUGAUUGAUGGCUAUGAGGGGGAGAAGGGAGCUGUUGUGGCUGGAAGUAGAGGCUACUUUUUAAAGGGGCCACUGGUGUUCCUGGAGCAGGCUCUGAUUAAUUAUGCCUUAAGGAUCCUCCACAGCAGGGGCUACAACCUCCUCUACACGCCUUUCUUUAUGAGGAAAGAGGUUAUGCAGGAGGUGGCCCAGCUCAGCCAGUUUGAUGACGAGCUUUACAAGGUCCUGGGAAAAGGCAGUGAAAAGUCAGACGACACCUCCAUAGAUGAGAAGUAUCUCAUCGCCACAUCAGAGCAGCCCAUCGCUGCAUUCCACAGGGAAGAGUGGCUUAAACCCGAGGACCUUCCCAUCCGCUAUGCUGGCCUCUCCACCUGCUUCAGACAGGAAGUGGGCUCCCACGGUCGGGACACCCGCGGCAUCUUCAGGGUCCACCAGUUUGAAAAGAUUGAGCAGUUUGUCUUUGCAUCACCACAUGACGGCAAGUCCUGGGAAAUGUUUGACGAAAUGAUCGGAACUGCAGAAGAGUUUUACCAGUCACUCGGAAUUCCCUAUCGUAUCGUCAACAUUGUCUCUGGUGCCCUCAAUUAUGCAGCCAGUAAGAAGCUGGAUCUGGAAGCCUGGUUCCCAGGCUCUGCAGCGUUCAGAGAGCUGGUGUCCUGCUCAAACUGCACGGACUACCAGGCCCGACGCCUCCGCAUCCGCUAUGGACAGACCAAAAAGAUGAUGGACAAGGCAGAGUUUGUCCACAUGCUGAACGCCACCAUGUGCGCCACCACACGUGUAAUCUGCGCAAUUCUGGAGAACUACCAGACGGACGAGGGCAUUGUGAUUCCAGAAAAGCUCAAGGAGUUCAUGCCUCCAGACUUGAGGGAGAUCAUCAAGUUUGUGAAGCCGGCGCCAAUCGACCAGGAGGUGUUAAAGAAGACAAAGAAACAACAGGAAGGAGGGAAGAAGAAGAAGCAGGGAGGUGGAGGAGACCUGCCCAACGCCAUCGAGAGCAUGUCGGUCAAUGACUCAUAAGCUCCUGCUUAUUGAACACCUCCACCAUGGCUCACUAGCCUCACUGAUAGAUACUGAUAGGCCGUAGUCACCUGGAUGAAUGAUUUGGAGAUCAGAGAUAUUGGUUUUUUUAAAGGUGUGUGGUUUGAUGAUGUCAGAGUUCUCCCAUGUCAUCUGUUCAGGACUAGCCUCUGUCCUAUCAGUGUCUAUCUACAUGGAGGGUGUUGUCUCUUCAUCUCAGCUCUACCGUCAGUCUUGCUACUAAAAAAAUUGAAAAAACUCAGAGAAGGAUCCCCCUGUGUUCUCUCCCCCACAGCCCACUUCAGGCUCCACCUGCCUUGCGCUCCUCACCUCAACAUUGAGCCUUAACUGAAAUUAAACAAGUUCUCAUCAAACCCAGCAGGAACAUUUUCUGAGGCCCCACGUUACAGAAGACUGAGACGACGUCCACAAACACGACUACUCCUACUGUCAGGUUUUUAUCAGAAAUUUGAACUUCUCUAGGAAAGUAACAGCAGUGGCCUAAAAGGUCUGUUUUAUGUACCUAAAAGUUACCACAUAUAACGGUUACAUCUGGGUAGUUUGCAGAUGUAUGAUUUGUCUUCAACAAAACAUCAACAACGCUCUUAAACUUCUUUAUAUAUUUCUUGUCAGCUUUGCAGCAGAAUUCGUUCUUGGGAUGUUUCUAGGUGGGUUCUAGUUUAGCUUCAGUCACUGUCUGAUAUCUGUGUCUGAUUAAGUACCUGAACAAAACUAUUUCCUAAAGUGAGAAGUUAAAUGAGUGAUACAUUACCUGAACGUCUCCUCAGUUGUGUCUGUUAGUGGUUAGUGGGAUGUGAAUCUGUUCUUCUGCGUCCACCUUCCAUUCUGGUGGGUGGGAAAUUUCUCCUAAAUAUUUAUAUAUAUUAGUUAAAAAAAACUACAAAUGAAAUAUGAAUCAUUGAGGUUUUGGCUGAUCCAGGUCUUCAAACUCUCCAUCUCUCAUCACUGUCCUAUUUUUAACCCCUCAAUUCAUCAUGUUGAUCUUUAUCUCGUUGCUGAGACCAUUAAGUUGCAUUGACUUGCAGUGAUAAACACCUAUAUCUGAUCAUUGAUAAAGAGAAAAACAAACAAACAAACAUAAAUAAAAGUUAAACUUCCAA